CACGCCUCCCGGGGUCCCGGGGACGCGCUGCGGCAGAGGAACAGCUCGGUGCGCGCCGGACGCCUGCGACGCCAGUCCCGGGGGCAAGAGCAUCAGUUUCAAUCUGGGAAGCCUUUAAAUGAAACUUGCUUAAAGUCUUAGGUCCUACACAAAGGAGAGACCUCAACCAACAUUAAGGUGGAAAAGAGUGAUGUUGUCCUUGACAAACCUGCAGAAUAUCAUCUAUAACCCGGUAAUCCCCUAUGUUGGAACCAUUCCUGGGCAGUUGGAGCCUGGAACUUUGAUUGUAAUACGUGGGCAUGUUCCCUGUGAUUCGGACAGGUUCCAGGUCGAUCUGCAGUGCGGGAGCAGCGUGAAGCCGCGUGCCGACGUGGCCUUUCAUUUCAAUCCACGCUUCAAGUGGUCUGACUGCAUCGUGUGCAAUACUCUGAAAAAUGAAAAAUGGGGAUGGGAAGAGAUCACCUACGAUGUGCCUUUCAAAAAAGAAAAAUCUUUUGAAAUUGUGAUUAUGGUGUUGAAAGAUAAAUUCCAGGUGGCUGUAAAUGGGAAACACAUACUGCUCUAUGCCCACAGGAUUAGCCCAGGGAAAGUAGACACUCUGGGCAUUUAUGGCAAAGUGAAUAUCCACUCAGUUGGUUAUAGCUUCAGCUCGGAUUUCAGAAGUACCCAAGCAUCUACUCUGGAACUGACAGAGAUAAGUAAAGAAAAUGUACUGAAGUCCGACACGCCACAUUAUACUCUGCCGUUCACUGCGAGGCUGAACUCCUCAAUGGGCCCUGGACGAACCGUCUUCAUUAAAGGAGAAGUGAAUAAAACUGCCAAAGGCUUUAAUGUUAACCUCGUAUCGGGAAAAUCAAAGGAUAUUGCUCUUCACUUGAACCCACGCCUCAAUAUUAAAGCAUUUGUAAGAAACUCUUUUCUUCACGAGGCCUGGGGAGAAGAAGAGAGAAAUAUUACCUGUUUCCCAUUUAGUCCUGGGAUGUACUUUGAGAUGAUAAUUUAUUGUGAUGCUAGAGAAUUCAAGGUUGCGGUAAAUGGUGUACACAGCCUGGAGUACAAACACAGAUUUAAAGAGCUUAGCGAUAUCGACACACUGGAAAUUGAUGGAGAUAUUCACUUACUGGAAGUAAGGAGCUGGUAGCUGAUAUGCUUGCUACAAAAACUGAAAUACAAAAUGACUUAUGUAACACUGGCCUUGUUAAAAUGCAUCUGUUAUAUUUGUAUAUAUAUAUAUUAAGAUGAGCUUGUAUAACGUGAAGUCCUACUAGGCGUUCUCAGUCCUUGCCACACAUUGUGGCUUUGUCUAGCACAGAAUAAGGAAAUUUGAGGCAACAGCAAUGUAGUCAUUAUUCAGGUCUUUCUAUUCUCUCUCCCACCCUGGCCUCUUCUUUUUUAAAUCUUCACAUUCAAUAAGUAUCUGUUGGUACAGAAGCUGACAUAUAGGGAGUACUUAUUUUCUGUCAGCACUGUGUGGGGCCAGAAGUAUACAGUGGAGCGCAAUAUUCCCUGUUUUCAGGCUCAGAAUCUUCUGUGCUCUGACAUCAUGCCAUUGCUUUUCCCACAGGCAUUAGUCACAUAAAGUAACCAGAGAUAAUUACUCAGCUAUGAAGUCACCUACAUAAACUAACUUCUGAAACUCUACUUCUCCAGCGAUCACUUUCAUACCUAAAGUUCAAUCACAUCCCAUAAUGGAAAGGACUGAUGUUGCCUUCCAUCUCACAGUUUCCUUUGGCAUGACAAAUACCUAGCUUUACUAGCUGUAAGCAUUGCCAAAUAAUUUAACACUACAAAAUCUGGACACGGCACAAAGAUUAAGGCAAAAAAUGCAGCAAAACAAAACCAAUCAUAUGAAAAUUAACUUGAUGUCAGUCUCAAGGCCAAUGAUGUCUCUGUCAGUAAAUGCUUAGUGUACCUGAAUUCAGGAUGAGUCCAAGGUCUGCACAUACCCCAACAGAAAAUUUAAGGGACAGGACUUUAGCAAAACAAAGUCAAGAUUAGAUAUCAUGACUGUUGAUAAAAUAGGCACUAUCAGAAGGUAAAAUACACAGAGACCAUUGGGGCAGAGAGGGGGUGUAACAAUCUUGCUUGUCCCUAAGCAAACGAAUCCUGCCUUUUUUCUGCUCUAAAGCUUAGUCCCUCAUCAUUAGCGACAGAGAUCAAAACACUGUUCCACUAUAAGUGAUUAAAAUCAGACUUGUAUCAGCAGGUUAAAUUAUUGCAUUUCUGUAAUUUUUUCUAUUCUUUGAAGUGAGUUGGCAGAAGUUCUUUGUACAGUUCUUACAGGUCAGAUCUUGUUACAGGAAAUUUCAAAGGCUUGGGAGUAAGGAGGUAAAAAAGUUGAAUCAGUUUGAUCAUUUUAUCAUGUUAAGUUCCUGGGCUGAAUAUGCUGCCAGCAUUUAGAAAUAUUUUCGUUACAGGUUUUGGUUAGAAAUUAUUUGUACCCAUAUACCAAAAAGACUAAAACUAGCAAUCUGAUUUUUUUUUAGAGGUACUCAGGGUAGAAGUUUCUGACACUUAAUUCUUUUCUAUUCAUGUUAAUUAUGUUGCCUCUUGUCAAACUUUCACUGCGAAAGUUGUAGAAGGAAUCCCCCAGGGUUUUGUUUUUCCCCCUUUAAAAAGAACAUCAGAGGGCAUGACUAAGAAAGACAUGCAGACUGUAGGCCAUUUAGAG
Molecule: messenger RNA, 2671 nt
Organism: Mustela erminea (ermine)
Lineage: Eukaryota; Metazoa; Chordata; Mammalia; Carnivora; Mustelidae
Gene: LGALS8
Product: galectin 8
Exons: 10
Coding region: 191-1141 (316 amino acids)
Molecular function (GO): carbohydrate binding
Source: RefSeq, a predicted model, not a curated record